Molecule: messenger RNA, 2590 nt
Organism: Amphiprion ocellaris (clown anemonefish)
Lineage: Eukaryota; Metazoa; Chordata; Actinopteri; Pomacentridae
Product: piggyBac transposable element-derived protein 4-like
Exons: 2
Coding region: 1584-2549 (321 amino acids)
Source: RefSeq, a predicted model, not a curated record
GUUUGAGUUUGGGGUGGUGGUGUUGUUUAAUAUGUAUAGGCAUUUGUAUUAUGUCUUUAUUAUGGCAGUUGGGUUUAUUUUGGGGUUUUUUAUGGUGUGAGGAAUAGGUCUCUCCCCCUUUUGUGUGUUUGUAGGCUAGCCUAUGUGUAUAUAUACCCCUUCUUUUGUGUCAUUUGGUAGGUCAGGUUUGUUUAAUUUACACUUAUGUUGAUAUUGUUUUGUUGACCUCAGUUUAUUUAAAGGGCCCAGAAUUAGAAUUUCUGUUGAUACUUUUUCUUUGAUGUAUUUUAAUCUUUUGCAAUCUUGAGUACUCUAUGGACAGCUACCUUUGGCAAAAUGAAGCCAUAACCCUUUGAACCCGAUGCAGGGUCAAAAGUUCCCCGGAUUCAUUCUCCAUGUCAUGAAGUGUGGUUAUCUCUCCGGUGGAGAAAGUCUUCUUCAGGCCCGCUCCAUGCUGCCAUAUAUGGUAUGUUGCGCAUGUGCUGGUGGGUCUGUCAUGACCCAGGUGUUAUCAGUAUCUGGUAAUCAGUCGGUCAGGCAAACAUUUUGCCGGACAGUCAGUCGGUCAGUCAUGGCACAUGCUGUUUCAAGUCAGUGUACGUUCUUGGAGGACUGCUCAGAUGUAAGUUUGUUUGUUUUUUUACGACCUGAGUAAAUAUUUGACUACAUUUGUGACAGAUAACUGUAGAUAAAAUGUAUUUAGGUCCAGGUUACGUCGAGGAGUUACCUACCCUUGCCAGAGCACUCUAGCUGGCCCAGUUUAGCCAUGCCAUUUAGCCAAGACACAAAUGUGAAACUUUGUGUGUUCAUGUGCACCUGAAAACUUUAUUGUGUUUUCCGCUUUGUUUAUACAGAGCAUAGCUGGUCCCAGCUCUUCAGCUGAGAGUGCACGACUGAGGCUUCCAGAAGCACAAGAAGAGGUGGGUGGUGGUGGUGGUAGUGACCAAGAAGCUCUGCCACAAGGUCAAGCAGAAUCUGUUGAGUCAUCUGACGUUGAAACUCCGAUUUAGGCCGAGACAUUGAGUAAAAUUGGAUCUUACUGGCGUGACAAUCCCUCCGCCCAUGGCAGAAGAAGCCAGGAUAGUAUUCUGCAGAGCCAUCCAGAACCUGCAUCCACAGCUGUUACACCGAAAGAUGCCUGAAAGAUGUUGAUGACUGAUGACAUCAUUGACAAGGUUGUAAAAUUUACAAACUUAGCGGGACAGAGAGCAGCCACAGCUAAGAAGGGGGAAUGGAGAAGCCUAGAUGCGGUAGAACUCACGGCCUACAUCGGUUUGACCCUCCUUGCAGGUGGGGAGAAGAGCUGGGAUGUGUCUUUGCGUGAGCUGUUUCUGGAUCCACUGCAAAGUCCUGUUUACAAGGCUACCAUGUCGCUCGGCAGAUUUGAGGAGAUCCGCCGUGCCAUAUGGUUUGACGACAAGAGGAGCAGGGGUUUGCGACUGCAAACAGAUCACCUGGCACCAUUUCGGGACGUGUGGGACUCUUUCCUGGAGAACUGCAGAGGCCAGUUCAUCGCCAGCGACUGUGUUACCAUAGAUGAACAGCUUGUGCCAUUCCGAGGCCGAUGAAAAUUUCUCCAGUACAUGCCCAGCAAACCUGCGAAGUAUGGGCUAAAAAUCUUCUGGAUGUGUGAUGGAAGGGUACCUUAUGCAAUAGAUGGAAUUGUCUAUACCGGGAGACAGCCAGGAGAGGAGGCUCACAGGAACCUUGGAGCGGAUGUUGUACACCAGUUGUGCAGUACCAUCACUGGGACAGGUCGCAACAUCACAGUUGACAACUUCUUCACCAGCGUGCCUCUUGUUGCUAGUCUCCUCGAGGAAAACCUUACCAUCGUUGGAACACUUCGUCAGAACAAGCCAGACAUCCCACCUAUCAUGAAGCCAUCCAGAUCAAGGGAGGCUUGUAGCUCAGAAUUCGGAUUUAAUGGCGGCAUGACCAUGGUAAGCUAUGUGCCAAAGAAAGGAAAGGCUGUUAUCCUCUUGAGCACUAUGCAUCAUGACAAAGCAGUGGCUGACACACCCAAGAAGAAACCAGAAAUCAUCAUCUACUACAACAGGACAAAAGGAGGGGUGGACUUAUUGGAUCAGAUGGUGAGCAACUACACAUGUAAGCGGAGAACACGCAGGUUGCCUUUGGUGCUCUGGUACAAUAUGUUGGAUGUGGCGACUAUGAAUGCAUACACAAACUACACUCUAGAACAUCCGGAUUACCAUGCUGGUCUGAGCCACACACGCAGGCUAUUCAUCAAAGAAUUGUGCAAAGAGCUUGUCAUGCCAAACAUGACGAGGCGCCUGGCAGAAACGUUGAAUCUCCCAAGAACUAUUAUUCAAGCAAUGGAAAGAUGUGGGUUACAAAAAGAAUACGCAGCCACCACUGAACCACAGGAUGACAUCAGCCAAGCACGCCAAACUAAGAGGAAGAGAAAGAGGUGCGCUAUCUGCCCAUAUUCCAAAGACAGAAAAACUACAAUCUACUGUUCCAAGUGCAGCCGGCCUGUGUGCAAGGAGCACAGAAAUGUAGAGGUCACCUGUGAUUUGUGCAAAGAUUAAGAUGACAAUUUACACUCAAGUGAUGUGACAAAAUUGCUAAU